Kockovaella imperatae is the source of this 1950-nucleotide messenger RNA. RefSeq names its product beta-glucan synthesis-associated protein. Gene Ontology annotation, biological process: fungal-type cell wall organization; (1->6)-beta-D-glucan biosynthetic process. Lineage: Eukaryota; Fungi; Basidiomycota; Tremellomycetes; Tremellales; Cuniculitremaceae. The record is from RefSeq and is a predicted model, not a curated record. Gene Ontology annotation, cellular component: endoplasmic reticulum membrane; plasma membrane. The transcript has 15 exons. Gene Ontology annotation, molecular function: glucosidase activity. The coding region runs from base 1 to 1950 and encodes 649 amino acids.
AUGGUCAGUGCCUGUGAUAACUUGCAUUACACAACGCUGACAACCCGACAGUUCCAUCUCCCCGCAGAUCCUGGAUCCUGGUCAUAUCUCGGCCCAGAGGCUGAUGACGAUUUCCAUGACCCGGAUUACCGUGGCACUCGAUCUUCCCGCAUUAAGAACGCAGUCUUCACCCUGAGAGGAAUAGCCAACGUCGGUUGUCUCAUCAUCCUGUUCAUGCUCCUCAUUCUCAUGUUUGCCGGAUACCCCAUCUUGUCCUAUUACCUGACCCCGGUAGAGACCGACGAUGGUGGCUACAACUUGGGCGGCAUCAACUCGACUGGUCAAAUCCCCACGAUUGGUCUGUUCUCCCUCAUAGAUAAAGACACACCAGCGUCCGCGUACACCAUCACCAGUGCUGAUACUGGUGAAACGUUUGAAUUGGUCUUUUCAGACGAGUUCAACGUCGAUGGGAGGACUUUCUACCCUGGUGACGACCCCUAUUGGGAAGCUGUCGAUCUGCAUUACUGGCAAACGAAUAACUUGAAUUGGUACGAUCCUGUCAUGCUCACGACCCAGGGUGGCUCUCUCGUAGUCACGUUGGACAAUAUCGUCUCGCACGAUUUGAACUAUGUCGGGGGAAUGAUGACCAGCUGGAACCAAUUCUGCUUUACUGGAGGAUAUGUCGAGGCGUCUGUCUCUCUACCUGGGAAGUCCUCAGUUUACGGAUUAUGGCCGGCCAUAUGGUCCAUGGGUAAUCUCGGUAGAGCCGGCUACGGUGGCUCCCUCGAUGGGAUCUGGCCUUAUUCUUACGAUUCGUGUGACGUGGGGACACUGCCGAAUCAGACGUUGAACGACCUGCCCGCCAUCUCGACUACAUCUGGUGACCCUGCUUACGGCGGUCCAUUGUCCUUCUUACCGGGUCAACGUCUUUCAAGUUGUACUUGUCCGGACGAUCCGACGCAUCCUGGACCAAAAGACUCGAGUGGAGCAUUUGUCGGACGUGCCGCCCCAGAGAUCGACAUGUUUGAGGCUACGACUGAUCCGACGACACUCAAAGGUCAAGUUUCUCAAUCAGGCCAGUGGGCGCCAUUCAACCCGUAUUAUGAGUUCAUCAACAACUCCAACACGUAUGAGAUUUACUCGCCAGAUAUCACCCAGCUCAACUCGUAUCAAGGUCAUGUGUACCAACAAGCGACCUCAGCUCUCUCAGAAACAGACCAAAAAUGCUACACCGCUGAUACCGGCUGCUUCUCCGUCUAUGGCUUCGAAUAUCUUCCUGGAAACGACGGAUACAUUUCCUGGGUGAAUGAUAACAAGACCGCUUGGAAGAUCAUGGCUUCGGCCAUGGCUCCCAAUGCCGCCGCCAAGGUCGGUCAGAGACCAGUAUCAGAAGAACCAAUGUACUUGAUUAUCAAUUUGGGUAUAUCGGAAAACUUUGGCGCUGUCGACUAUGACGGUCUUGCGAGUUUGUGGCCUGUGACUAUGCUUGUCGACUACAUUCGUGUCUAUCAGGAUCCGAACAACAAGAACAUUGGUUGUGAUCCGCCCAACAUGCCGACUGGAGAUUAUAUCGCAUUAUAUGCUGAAGCUUAUGCUGAUCCCAACAUUGUGAGUUUGAUCUCGGUCAGCCGUAAAAAUUCUAUUUUACUGAUGACUCCCAGACAACCCAAGAUCAAAUUCCGAACUACACUAGACCUAAAAAUCGUCUCAUCGACACUUGUUGAUUCGUUCUAUCUGUGCUGCUCCGCCCAUGUGAGGCUCCAUCUCAGUCUUGACACAUCAUACUCUCAUACUGUAUCAAUAAGUACCCAUCUACAGAAACAUCUUUCUUCAGAUUUACCUCCGCGACGACAUUUACGUCUUAUAGAUCGUGCUCGUAUCUCAUAUAUCGCAUCAUCUUGCAUCAUCAAUGGACAUCACGAGGUCGGAAAUAUGCCCGAGCUAACGAUAAGGAUGACUCCGCUUCUUUGA